Medicago truncatula (barrel medic) is the source of this 1420-nucleotide messenger RNA. RefSeq names its product WAT1-related protein At3g28050. The record is from RefSeq and is a predicted model, not a curated record. The transcript is spliced from 7 exons. Lineage: Eukaryota; Viridiplantae; Streptophyta; Magnoliopsida; Fabales; Fabaceae. Gene Ontology annotation, molecular function: transmembrane transporter activity. Bases 147 to 1238 code for a protein of 363 amino acids. Gene Ontology annotation, cellular component: membrane.
UUUAAGACAAUGAGCUUUAACUUUUAUUUUGGUUUUGAUUAUAAUGGUCCAACUCAAAACCUCAUCAAAAGCAUCUAACAACAUUCUGAACUUCAACAAGGUUUGUGAUUGUUGUAUAUAGGAUAAAACUUAGAACACAUAGAAAGAUGACAAGAAAACGGUCCUUUUACAUGGAUUUUCUGCCACCUGUUGUGAUUAUAGGCAAUGAAUGUGUUGACAUGGCUUUACUGACUUUGUUCAAAGCAGCUACACUUCAAGGGAUGAACAAUCAUGUCUUUGUUGCCUAUGCUUAUGCUGUUGCAACUUCUUUUCUCCUUCCUAUCACUUUUUUUAGAAGAAGAUCAAGAGUGGUUCAUCCACUCAGUUUCUCCAUAAUAUGCAAAAUUGUGCUUCUUGGAGCGAUAGGAUCUUCAUGUCAAAUUAUGGGGUAUAUUGCUAUUAAUUACAGUUCUCCAACACUUUCUGCAGCAAUUGGUAAUCUUGUACCUGCUUUCACUUUCAUGUUAGCUGUUAUUUUCAGGAUGGAAAAGUUAGCUGCAAAGAGUAGAAGUAGUAAUGCUAAGAUACUGGGGAGCAUAAUCUCAAUAGUAGGAGCUUUUGUGUUGACUUUUUACAAAGGACCAUCCAUCAUGCAUUCCUCAUCUCUUCAUCAACCAAUUGGCUUUCUCAAGUCAGUUGAUUCAAGUUGGGUCAUUGCUGGCAUUCUUCUAACAGUUGAAUAUCUUAUGUUUUCACUAUGGUACAUUUUACUGGUACAUGUUUUGAAAGAGUUCCCAGAUGAACCAACAUUAGUCUUGCUUUACUCCAUUACUGCCACCAUCUUAUCAACAGUUGUAGCAUUGUUAUCAGUUCCAAAUGCAAGUGCUUGGAAAAUAGGACUAAAUCUCUCACUCAUCUCCAUUGUUUCUUCCGGAAUUUUGGGAAAAUUAAUAGGGAAUAUAGUUUAUGCAUGGUCAAUGCGUUUAAAGGGAGCUGUCUAUGUAACAUCAUUCAAGCCACUCCAAAUUGUUAUUUCUGUUGCCUUGAGUGUUAUAUUCCUUGGUGAUACUCUUCAUGUUGGAAGUAUAAUUGGAGCCUUAAUCAUCUCAAUUGGCCUUUAUGCUGUAAUGUGGGGCAAAUCAAGAGAAGAGAUAGAGGAAGAUGUUGGUAGCUCAGAGUCACCAUCUACAGAUAAUGCACCUCUAUUGCAAAGCUGUAGAAUUGAAACUUUUGAAAACAAAACAAAUGGAAUUGUUUAGAAAUAUGGUUAUCGAAUCUAGAUUCAAUUAUCAACCAAAAUUCAUGUAUGUUGAAUCAUGAAUCUAAUCUUAUAAUGAAUUAUCAAAUAGAUGCGCCAUAAAAAAUGAUAGGAAAAAGGUAAAGGAUUGCGAUCUUUUCUAUAGGAAUGUGACCUUAAAUUCCAAUAUUUUUUUUGUUUGAA